Messenger RNA from Marchantia polymorpha subsp. ruderalis, 3499 nucleotides. The record is from the annotation of a GenBank genome assembly. Lineage: Eukaryota; Viridiplantae; Streptophyta; Marchantiopsida; Marchantiales; Marchantiaceae.
GCAAGGGGUGCGGAAUGUUCGUCAUCAGUGCUGGAUCUCAUCGAAGCUGUUCUGGGCGUUUUUUGCAAGCGAAGAAUUGUCUUCUAAACAUGACAGUGAAAUUUUUUUGACUGCGUCCACAGGGAGUGCGAGGGAACUUUGAUUUAGAAAUUUGGAGGUUUGAAAGUGGGAGUUUUCUUUCGUGGAGACCAAGUUGCUUGAUUAUGUGAUGAGGCAUCAGCUCUGCCUCGAACUAAAAGUAAUUUCAAAUGGAGAACGAAGUGGAGCUGCCCAAGUGUAAAUACGGUGCACAAUGCUACAGAAAAAAUGCAGAGCAUCUCUCUCAAUUUUAUCAUCCCUCUGAUUCUGAAGAAACGUAUGAAGAACGUGUAGUCCGAUCAAAGAGAUCACAUGCUGGUACUGCCUCCCGUCUUGGAAGAGGAGCUGAAGCCAGGAUUCUUGUGGGGUCUCAUUUGAAUUUCACAAUCGAGAGUCUGAUUUCUUGCGUGCAGAAGAUGAACUAAACCAGCAGGGAGCAGGGAGUGAAGAGCGAGGGAAGGAAUUUUCGCAUAUUCCAGAGCAGAAACAAAGUAGCAAUUUGAAUCCUUCUGCAACUGAGGAUUCGAGAUUUGAAGAAGCUGAAGGCGAAUGGGAGAUCGAUGAGUAUGAUGGGGAAAAUGCUGCAAAUUGUGAGUAUGAUGAAGUAGCACAGGAACCAUCUACAUCCUCGUAUGCACAUCACAACAGCAGUGGAAGAAAUCAAACUCCAGAUGCUGUUGUGCUGUUGAUACUCGUUGGAGUGCCGGGUAGCGGGAAGAGCACCUUCUGUUCCAAGCUUAUGUCAAGUGGCGCUCAGCCUUGGAUUCGAAUUUGCCAGGAUAUUAUUGCCAACGGGAAGAGAGGAACAAAGAAACAGUGCCUAAGAGAAGCUGAGUCUGCCCUCCUUCGACGACGGAGUGUAGUAAUUGAUCGGUGUAAUAUAGACAUUAAACAACGGCAGGAUUUUCUAGAGCUGGCUGCACGUCUUAGGGUUAAUUGUCAUGCUGUUGUCUUAAAUUUGCCAGCAAGUCUGUGUAUUCAACGCGCUUCACAUCGCGUCGCUCACGAGGGUGGCCUAAAUGCUGGAAAUGCUUCACAAAUCAUUAACCGCGUCUUUCGUAGUCGUAGGUUACCCUCUCUUAGUGAAGGUUUCUUUAGGAUAACCUUAUGCAGGACGGAUGCAGACGUGGAGAAAGCAACAGAAGAGUAUAGGGUUUUAGAUCAUUCGAAGCUUCUAGGAGCAGGGUUAUUUGGUCCUGUGAACAAGAAGGAAAGCCGACCUCUGCAGCUUGCUGGAAUAACUGCAAUCGAUGACAGGAAUUCACCUCCUGGAACAAACAAGGAAGAGCUGGCGAGAACACAGAGCGUUGUGGCUGCGAAGCAACAAAUUUUAAAAGAUCAUCUUCCGAGAGUAGGUGUAAUUGGAACAUCUCAACAUAUGUCUUCUGUUGACGAGCAACAGGAAGAGACAAACACUCUGGCGUUUCCUUCUAUCUCUACUGCAGACUUCCAGUUUGAUCACUACAAGGCAUCUACCAUUCUUGUGGAAUCCGUCUCUGAGUUUCUGCUCAAAAAUCCUAAUGCAGGCCUCAAGUUAAUGCUUGUUGACAUAGGUUCCAAAUCCCACAUGCUUUCGUUAGUUAAGAAGAAGGCAACUGAGUUGAAUGUAGAUUCGGACAGAUUCACCUUCUUCACUGGCGAUAUUACCAAAAUAAGGUCGUCAGGAGGACCCCCAUGCAACGUUUUAGCCAAUGCUACCAACUGGAGGCUGAAAGCUGGUGGUGGUGGUGUGAAUGCUGCAAUCUUCAAAGCUGCAGGGCCUGAACUGGAGGAAGCCACCAGGAAGGUCGCCACAACUCUUCUCCCAGGAUCUUCGAUAGUUGUUCCAUUGUCCCCUUCAUCUCCUUUGAGAAAGGAGGAAGGAGUUACACAUGUGAUUCAUGUCCUGGGGCCUAACAUGAAUCCUCAGAGGCCGAAUUGCCUGGCGGAUGAUUACGUUGAGGGCUGCAAAAUUUUGCGGAAUGCAUAUGCAAGGUUGUUCGAAAACUUUGCCUCACUUUUCCAAACGAAACCCAUGGUCGUGGAUAACUGCAAGAGAGUGGACACUGGAAGUACUAAUCAGAAACCAAAACUGAACGCCUUCCAAGUGCUGAUGCAAGCUUCAAAGCGUAAGGGGGAAGUAGGGGAUAUAUCACUGAAAAGAGAAAAGGGAGAAAAAGUUCGAGUUAUUGAGGAUAGUAUCACUUGCUCAGGAGGUGACCACACCGAAAGUGGUAUAACUCAAACACAUGGGCAAGCGAACCUACCCUCAGAGAUGAACUCCAUAUCUCGUGAGUCGAUGAAUGGACACGGGCCCAAAAACGUGUUAUCCAGAGAAAACGCAGACGCAAAGGUGCACGACAUCAGAGCAGGUGGUUUACAGGGCAGAGAUAAGGUCGAGAGGAAAUGGGAUAAAUGGACACUUGCCCUCUACAAGCUUGCUCUUCACCCAGAUGAGAGUAAACUAUUGCAGGUCACAGAUGCGGCGGUUGUUCUAUACGACCUCUAUCCCAAGGCAAAAAAACAUGUGCUUGUCCUGUCACGGAAGCAGGGGCUUGAUGCCUUGGAAGAUGCCCGCCAAGAGCACAUAGCCCUUUUAGAGCAUAUGCAUUCUCUAGGAGAAAAAUGGGCAGCAUCUUUCCUUAAGGAGGAUUCAUCGCUGGUGUUCAGAGCCGGUUACCAUUCGGUCCCCUCAAUGAAGCAGCUGCAUUUACACGUGGUGAGCCAAGAUUUCGAUUCUGCAUGCUUGAAGAACAAGAAACAUUGGAAUUCAUUCACAACGCCAUUUUUCCGUGAUUCUCUUGAUAUUAUCGAUGAGCUGAAAACUCAUGGACGAGUAGAUAAUUGUGGUGAGAGAGCAGAGAAGGCGCUGCAAGAGUUGGAGCUACGUUGUCACCGUUGCAGAAGCAUUCAGCCAAACAUGCCUCGUCUGAAAGCCCACAUCUUGGCAUGCACGCAGCCUCUAUUUAACUCCAAGCAUUUGAUUACUGUAGAUUCUGUAAACGGUGUAUAGUUGUGAUUUUGUUGGCUGACACAGCCGUUUUCUUUGAUCAGAGCUACAAAUUUUGUCCUUGAUUUUGAUACGGGAAGGAAACUCUAUCGGAGCAAUGUCUGUGUGUAUAGAUGCGACACGACUCCAGAGGGUUUAAUAUGAAAGUCCCAACCGCUUCACAGUCCCAUACUUGGUCAUAGGACUCCAUAGUCCUGUUUAAGCCACAAGGCCUUAGUUUUCGAAGCUUUCAGUCUUCUGCUCAGAAAUGUGUCCCAUGUACUAAACGACUGAUAGAUGUGAACUUAUGCUGCUAUUAAAGAAAGCUAGUUUUUGUCCAAUGAUCAUACAGCUUCAUUGUAUAGCAGGCUUCCCCGGUGAGUAGGUGGAGCUUGAAUGAGUACACAAGUGACACUGUAUGGAGCGAUGUGUAAUAUAUAUCAAUAAUAGUGC